Molecule: messenger RNA, 640 nt
Organism: Tripterygium wilfordii
Lineage: Eukaryota; Viridiplantae; Streptophyta; Magnoliopsida; Celastrales; Celastraceae
Exons: 2
Coding region: 1-375 (124 amino acids)
Source: RefSeq, a predicted model, not a curated record
AUGAAGAGGAGGAGAGGGAAUGGACAUGGCAGCCGCCUGUCCAAGAAGAAGAAGCAAAGAGUUGUGAAUCAACAACAGAACAGUACCAAUUGGCUUCUAUUUCCGAAGAAAAAUGGUGAGACUGGUUACAUCUCCACCGCCACUACACCACCAUCGCCUCAUUAUAGAAGCCGUGUUAGAAGAUUUAGUGUUGAUUUGACUGAUAAGAAGGUAUGGAAUUGCUGUUAUGGAUGGUUAAUUCUUUCCGACAAGAGCAACCUCCGUUUCUCUCUUUGGAAUCCGGCGACAUCGAAAGUGAUCGAUCUCCCUGAGCUAUUUUUGAAGCCAAUUCAGAGUAUUCAGCAGGCUGUUUUGUUUUCAAACAGAAAAGGUUGAUUGAUCACAGAGAUGUCGGAAAGAAUUCGGUUGAAGCCAAACAGUCUCAGUCUCAGACGAACAAUGACAACAACAUUGCACUUGGAGAUCAAGAUCCUUUUGGUCGCCUUCCAAUUGAUAUUCUCAAGAUCAUUAUAUGUUUCUUAAUAAGAAUGUAGUAGAUUAUAUGAAUUUCCGUGCUAUCUGCAGGAGUUGUGAAUCAGCAGCGCCUUUAAUUCAAUGGAGAGAAGCUCCUAUUAGCUUAAAAUCUGCUCCAUUACUGCCA